This is a messenger RNA of Erpetoichthys calabaricus (reedfish), 2553 nucleotides long. It is a transcript of the gene klhl3, whose product is annotated as kelch-like family member 3. The record is from RefSeq and is a predicted model, not a curated record. Bases 262 to 2043 code for a protein of 593 amino acids. Gene Ontology annotation, molecular function: protein binding. Lineage: Eukaryota; Metazoa; Chordata; Cladistia; Polypteriformes; Polypteridae. The transcript has 15 exons.
GGUUCUUGGUAAUACUGGUGGUUAAAGCAAAUGUUACUCUCUCUCUGUCUUUUAUACUAUUCCUGAUUCCAACCUCUUUGUUACAUAAUUUGAACCUUCACUGACUUUACUCCUGACUCCAGACUCAAUACAGCUUUAUUCAUGAAGUGGCUUCAAACCACGCCCCAGACUGUCUUCACAGCAAGUUUUCACACAACCUAAUUUUUGGUCCACUGUAGUCAUCAGAAUAGACCCACCCUAGUGGUCUGUUCCCUGGUUUUCAUGAUAGCUUCUCUGCUUAUUUACCCACAGAGCAGAAAGUCUAGCCCCCAGCCUCCUGCGGAUACUGAGGAAGAAGAGAAGGAGCAGGGUGUGGUCACGGUUAACCAGUCCCACAUGAAGAAGGCUUUUCGUGUAAUGAAUGAGUUGAGAAGUAAGAAGAUGCUGUGUGAUGUUACAAUAGUAGCUGAGGAUGUAGAAAUAUCUGCCCACCGCAUUGUGUUGGCUGCCUGUAGUCCGUAUUUCUGUGCUAUGUUCACAGGAGACAUGACUGAAAGGAAAGCAAAGACAAUAGAGAUUAAAGAUAUGGAUGGUCACACACUGAAUAAACUGAUAGACUACAUUUAUACUGCUGAAAUAGAAGUUACAGAAGACAAUGUUCAGGUCCUGCUCCCUGCUGCAAGCUUGCUGCAGCUAAUGGAUGUUCGACAGGUGUGUUGUGACUUCCUUCAGUCGCAGCUUCAUCCCACAAAUUGUCUGGGAAUUCGAGCUUUUGCAGAUGUGCAUGCUUGCACUGAACUGCUUAACCAGGCCAAUGCUUAUGCAGAACAGCACUUUCCAGAGGUGAUGCUAGGUGAUGAAUUUUUAAGUUUGUCCCUGGAGCAGGUUUGCAGUCUUAUUUCAAGUGACAAGCUAACGGUGUCUUCUGAGGAAAAGGUUUUUGAAGCUGUCAUUUCAUGGAUCAAGUAUGACCAGGAAGCCCGCUUGGAAUACAUGCCCAGAUUAAUGGAACAUGUCCGGCUGCCACUUCUACCCAGAGACUAUCUAGUACAGACUGUGGAAGAAGAGGCCUUAAUCAAGAACAAUAAUACAUGUAAAGACUUUCUCAUAGAAGCCAUGAAGUAUCAUCUACUUCCUGCUGACCAGAGACAUCUCAUGAAGAAUGCAAGGACUCGACCUCGCACUCCUGUCAGCCUCCCCAAGGUGAUGAUUGUAGUUGGAGGACAAGCCCCAAAAGCAAUCCGAAGUGUGGAGUGUUAUGACUUUCAAGAAGAUAAGUGGUACCAGGUAGCGGAGCUGCCGUCGAGAAGGUGCAGGGCAGGAGUUGUUUACAUGGCAGGCCAUGUUUAUGCAGUUGGUGGGUUCAAUGGCUCACUACGUGUCAGAACAGUAGAUGUUUAUGAUGGUGUAAAGGAUCAAUGGAUAUCUAUUGCCAGUAUGCAAGAACGACGAAGCACAUUGGGAGCAGCUGUCUUGGGAGAUCUCUUGUAUGCAGUUGGAGGCUUUGACGGAAGUACAGGCCUGUCAUCAGUGGAAGCCUACAGUUAUAAAUCCAAUGAGUGGUUCUUUGUGGCUCCCAUGAACACAAGACGCAGCAGUGUGGGAGUUGGAGUAGUAGAUGGAAAACUAUAUGCAGUGGGAGGCUAUGAUGGUGCAUCACGACAGUGUCUAAGUACUGUGGAAGAAUAUAAUCCUGUCACCAAUGAGUGGUGCUAUGUGUCAGACAUGAGCACGCGUCGUAGUGGAGCAGGUGUGGGAGUUCUAAUUGGGCAGCUUUAUGCUGCUGGGGGUCAUGAUGGACCACUGGUGAGGAAGAGCGUGGAGGUGUAUGAUCCUUCUACCAACACUUGGAAACAAGUGUCAGACAUGAAUAUGUGCCGUAGAAAUGCAGGCGUGUGUGCAGUGAAUGGCCUGCUUUAUGUAAUUGGUGGAGAUGAUGGCUCUUGUAAUUUGUCUUCUGUGGAAUUCUAUAAUCCAACUACUGAUAAAUGGACCCUUCUUCCCACAAGCAUGAGCAAUGGCAGGAGCUAUGCAGGAGUGGCCGUCAUCGACAAGCCAUUAUGACUAGAAACACCGGUCAGCAGGAAUGCUCGACCGGUAGAAAGAACAAGGUGGCUUCCUUGGUGAUGAAACAAUCCAUUUCCUAAUCAGCACUUGGAUGGAAUACUGUUUUCUUAUUUUGGUUCAGGUGACUGCAUAGAAAGAACUCAAAAUUUUGGGAAAUGGCAACAUGCAAAAUAAGCAGAGGUAAUGACAACAGUUGUUUAAUCUUCCUCAUGCUUUAAUGAGGCUGCUACUGAUCCAGGUUAAGCUGGAAUCCUAUGGACAUAAAUCUAAAGCUAGCAUACUGUAGAACUGUGCGGAAUGAGGACAUGGCCUAUAAAACUUUAUAUUGUGGACAGACACAGUUCAUCAAAAUUUGAAAAGAAGCAAGUGGACUGUUAUGCUUAAAUCUACAAUGUAGGAUUUAUAGAUUGUACUACUGAUCUGGGAUGCACUGAAUCACAAUUUUAUGUAUGUUAUUUGUUUUAUGGAAUCUUAUUAAGAAAUGAAAUUUUAAUUAUUACGGUUUUA